Cordyceps militaris CM01 is the source of this 1638-nucleotide messenger RNA. RefSeq lists its product as uncharacterized. The transcript has 3 exons. Bases 1 to 1638 code for a protein of 545 amino acids. Lineage: Eukaryota; Fungi; Ascomycota; Sordariomycetes; Hypocreales; Cordycipitaceae. The record is from RefSeq and is a predicted model, not a curated record.
AUGCCGGAAGCGGCGGGUCAAGGUAUGUCAUUCUUUUGGAGCCGUGACACCCUCCGGAUCCUCAUCCGUCUCUUCCGUAUCACUAGUGCGAUGAAACGCGGCCGGCCUGUCGCCGUUGUCAACGAUAUGGAACCCGAUGCCCAGGCUAUUAUCGACCUCUGCCCAUCCGAUUCUACCACACCAGCGCCAAACAGCUCAGCUACAGACUCCUCCCCUUGCGCCGAUGCCUCACCUGGCCCUGACUCUCGCGAGGAGUCUCCUCUCGCGAUACAUAAGGGGCUAUCCCUGGCAGUGCAACAGCUUUCUCGUCUUGGCUGGCAAUUCGAGCCCCUGUGGGAGGACGAAUCCACAAUGUACUUCAUCGACCAAUAUUGCAUUCCGCCCAGCCCCGGGCUCUUCCCGGGCUUUCUGAACUUCCUCACGGAUCUCGUCGCCACAUCACCUCCCGGGUCGGCACUGAGCCGAGCGUCGCUCGCAUCCAGCUGCCUGUCCCUGGCGCGCCAUACAAAAUCCCCGUGCCUGUAUCGAAAAGCGUGCAGGCAUUACGGGGCGGCCCUCUCCGCGCUGAGCACGACUCUGAACGAACCGGCGGCUGCGUGGAAGGACGAUACGAUUGCGGUGAUUAUGCUACUAAAUCUGUUCGAGGCAAGCUCAUCCUGCCAGAGGGCUCAAGCAAGCGGAGGACAGACUGCUGACAUGGGGCCACGAAAGCGCGGCCGUCGCAUCUCGAUGGGAUCGGCCAAAUCUUCUCUGCCCGGACAGAGAACCUCGCGCAAGCUUGUUCGCGCGGUCCGCUGUAUCGAUGGGCCUUGUCACACAUGGCACGUAACCGCGGCGCGGCUUCCACCCGGCCCGAGUAGACUUGCUAACCGUCAGCAGCAAAUGGAAACGCUAAAGAGAGGCGAGACGUUUGACUGCAUCACCCUCGGAGAGGACACGGGCGAUACGAGCACCCUGUCCACUGGUAUGGCGGCAGCGCUGUGCUGGGCCGUCGAGUUUUGCAUAGAGACAGCCCGGUGUGUCCGGAACAUGGACGUGGAGCCAAUUUCGGCCGACAAGCAGGCAGAGUCCCUUCGAUCCGCCAUUGACCGAGCGAGGCGAAUCCAGCUUCGAUUCGAAACGCUGGUGAGAGGCUUCGACCGUUCGCUGAAGCCAAUGAUGGCUCGUGCAAAAGACGGCCGACCCGUCAUGAUUUGCUUGACCCGGCUGCUGGGCAUCAUGUGGAUGGGCUUCGAUACUGUCCUUGUGCUCUUUUAUUCCACUGUUCUGUCCUGCAGCCGACGAAUUCUGGAGCUGCCGAAUUGCCUCUUGACCGACUCGGAGAGGGACCUGGUCACCAAGACCAGCGCAAUGACGGAGAAAAAUAUCAUACUUUUGCUCAAGAGGAUAUGUGCCAGCAUACCGUAUAACAUGGGGGACGUGGACGAGCAGGGCCAACACAUGGCGGUUCCCAGGCCCAAAGCCGCGUCCUCGUACUAUCUAACUUGGUUCCUCGCUGUCGUCACAAAUACUUCUCAGGUGAACGAAGCCCAGUUGAGAGAGUGUUAUGAGACACAGGACAAGAUAUUUACCAUGUAUGGGCUGAACACUAACAAUUCUGCCAUGAUGGUGACUACCAUGAUGAGUUUCUUUCGGUGA